Morone saxatilis (striped sea-bass) is the source of this 525-nucleotide messenger RNA. It is a transcript of the gene urad, whose product is annotated as ureidoimidazoline (2-oxo-4-hydroxy-4-carboxy-5-) decarboxylase. Gene Ontology annotation, molecular function: carboxy-lyase activity. The transcript is spliced from 2 exons. NCBI's taxonomy places the organism in Eukaryota, Metazoa, Chordata, Actinopteri, Moronidae. Bases 1 to 525 code for a protein of 174 amino acids. The record is from RefSeq and is a predicted model, not a curated record. Gene Ontology annotation, biological process: allantoin metabolic process.
AUGGACCUCGCCACGGUAAAUGCGCUUCAUUACGAGGAUUUUGUGAAUAUUUUUGGCAACGUGGUGGAGAAAUGUCCCAUUAUAACAGCUGCUGUGUGGUCGAGGCGCCCCUUUGUGAACUUCACCGCUUUGGAGGCUGCAAUCAGUGAAUUCAUCGAUGCUCUCCCAGAAUCAGGUAAAGAGGGGAUCCUCAGGUGUCACCCGGACCUCGCGGGCAGGGACCUCCAGAGCGGCACCUUGACCCGGGAGUCGCUGGAGGAGCAGACGGGAGCCGGGAUGGACGCGCUGAACUCCGCGGAAGCCUCACGCAUGGCCCGGCUCAACGAGGAGUACAAGGAGCGCUUCGGGUUCCCGUUUGUCAUCUGCGCCCGGAUGAACGACAAGAGGAACAUAUUACUGCAGCUGAGCGAGCGCUGCGGGAACGAGCGCGCGGUGGAGAGGGCGCGCGGCAUCCAGGAGGUGAAGAAGAUAUGUCACCUGCGUCUCCAAGGUCUCGUGCUCAUCGACGCUCCCAACAAGUUAUGA